Molecule: messenger RNA, 4780 nt
Organism: Puntigrus tetrazona (Sumatra barb)
Lineage: Eukaryota; Metazoa; Chordata; Actinopteri; Cypriniformes; Cyprinidae
Gene: yju2b
Product: YJU2 splicing factor homolog B
Exons: 10
Coding region: 192-1343 (383 amino acids)
Biological process (GO): mRNA splicing, via spliceosome
Cellular component (GO): U2-type spliceosomal complex; post-mRNA release spliceosomal complex
Source: RefSeq, a predicted model, not a curated record
GUACCUGUCAGACGUGUUUCCGAGGUCGUCGUGUGUCCUCCGCUCAACAGGCGGCGCAGUUGACGCACGCCAACGUCUCUAGCGUGACGUGAGGUGACGAGGAAACGACGCUGACGCUCUUUACGUAGAUGGUUGUUUGUUGUACAUUUGCUGAUAUUAUAAUCAUCUGGAGCUGAUCUGAAACCAGCAAUAUGGGUGAACGUAAAGGAGUGAACAAGUACUACCCUCCGGAUUUUGAUCCAGCCAAGCAUGGCUCCAUCAACGGCUACAGGAAAACGCACCCGUUACGGGAGCGGGCCAGGAAACUGUCCCAGGGCAUCCUCAUCAUCCGAUUUGAGAUGCCGUAUAAUAUUUGGUGUGAUGGCUGUAAGAAUCAUAUCGGCAUGGGGGUUCGAUACAAUGCAGAGAAGAAGAAAGUGGGCACUUACUACACAACUCCAAUAUAUAGGUUCAGGAUGAAGUGCCAUCUGUGUGUGAACUACAUAGAGAUGCAGACAGACCCGGCCACCUGUGAUUAUCUCAUUGUGAGUGGAGCCCAAAGGAAGGAAGAAAGAUGGGACAUGGCUGAGAAUGAGCAGAUACUCACUACUGAGCACAGUGAGAAAGAGAAGCUGGAGACAGACGCAAUGUAUAAGUUAGAUCACGGAGGAAAGGAUAAAGAAAAGCUACGUGCCGCCAUCCCGUCUCUCACCGAGCUUCAAGAGCACCAGUCCGGGUGGAAAGAUGACUUUCAGCUGAACUGCGCCCUCCGCAGGAAGUUCAGGACUGAGAAGAAAGUGAUUGCCGAGGAGGAAGAGAAAGACAAUGCAGUGCGAAUGAGGACCGGUUUGUCUAUCCCUUUGUUACCGGAAAAAGAAGAAGAUAAAAAACUGGCAUCAUUGCUCACCUUCCAGAGUCCAGACUCAUACGACGACAGACAGCAGACAAAAAGGCAACAGAUUUCGUCUCGUUCCUGGUUCAGUGGCCCAUCUUCAGCAACGGGGGGAGCUGCCGGGGGCCUCUUGCAGAAGUUAGGCCAGCAGGGUCGAGGAGCAGCCGUGGCUAAAGCACUCAGCUCUUCAACACCCAGCUCACACAUCCUGGUACGCAGGAAGUCAGAAAGCAGCAGGACUGAAAGCGCCAAUGUUACGACCUCCAGCUCGUCCCCUGACACUAAUGCAACAACUGUAGACACGACCCCCACGGGCUCGCCUUCUCCUCUCACAAACAACAUGAAUUCAAGCACAGAAUCAAACACUCAAAGCUGCACUACAGAGGUGCAUGAAGAGGAAGACAAGAACGUGUGUGCUGGAAAGUCCCUGGUUGCAGAUUACAGUGACUCUGACUCAGGCAGUGAGGUUUGAUUUAGUUAAAAUUAUGUGUUAGCUGUGAUUCUUAGAUGUAUCAUCUUACGGUGAACAAUUAAAAAAACACUUCCCUAUUGAAGUGUCUCAGAAUUGUUCAUCUUUCGAGCAUUGAUGGGUUGGGAUCACGUAGAGCCCUUUGAAGCAGCAGUGAAACCAAUUGGCUCACAUUGAAUCCCACCAUAUGGAGAAAAAUCCUGGAAUGUUAUGAAAGACUAGAACAUUUUGGCUAAAAUAGGGAUGAGUCACGAAAUCUUUAUUCUGGAACAGAACUAAUAAUUUUUCAGAAGCUCAAAAUGCCAUGAACGGCCAAAGUAGUUAAAAAUGGUGUCCACGAAACAUUUUCAAAGUUCUCGUGGCUGUAAUUUUCAGGCAGUUUUAGAACGCACAUUAUUUUUGGUUGUCACAUCUCCUAGCAACAAGGUGCAUGUUUUUGUGUAAGUUUGUUCAAAGUCUGGUAGUAUAUGAUCCUUAAUGAAUGAAGGCCAAUUUUUCCUCUGUGACAGUUCACAAAGUUGGUAUGACUUUUCAAAAUCUGAUGAAAUUUUUCCGGCAAUGCAACACACAUUGCAACACCCCCAGUAGUAUGUUCUUACACAACUAGAGACUGCAGUUUCAGGACUACCUUUCUAGAGCACUUUGUGUGUGUCAAAUCAGUCAAGUCAUACUGGUAUAACCAACCAGAAGGAAGCAUGAUAAAAGGCCACAGUGGCAGACCCGCAAUAUGGCUCUUAAAAUAUAUAUUAUUAUUACAAUAAAACAUUAAAAGUAUCAUAACAUACAAAAAUAGUUUUCAACUGUUCAGCGGUAUUACCUGAAGUGAACAAAUGUUCUCAAUGGUCCGUCUGUUCUCAUCGCUGAUGGAGCCCACACAAUAACGACCACAAAUCGGAGCACCUUUACAUAUCGUGUUAAAGGCCAAUUUCAUGUAAAAGUCAACCUUGUCGUGGAAAAAUCACAUUUUUAACAAAACGCUGUUUAAGUUGUGCCUUUAGGGCAGUAUUGUACUUUAUUAACAUGCCUUAAUAGAAACGUAAAAAGAAAAUCGCUGUGUUUUACUACUAAAUAUGAUGAGUGCCCCUUUAGUAAAGUUACAUUUCCAUUCGUCUGCAUUCCAGUGAGAGAUCAAAGACUGUCCAGUUUGAAUUUAUGUCAACAGUAAGUAUUUUGUAGAAAAAUGGAGGCCUUAGUCUAAACAGUGAUGAUUUUUGGAUUUAUAAGGGCUGGAUUUAUGAGGUCAGGACGCUUUAACGCUGAGGUUUAUGCAUAAAAAAAGAAUGUAAAAACCUGUUGCUAUCUACAUUCCUGCGUUAAGUGGUUUCCCGUAGAAAACUGUUAUAAGGAAAACACUGAAAGUUAAGCAGAUUGCGUUAAUAUUGCCUCAUCUGCUUUCCUAUUUAAUCUACACAUCAUUAAUACAGAGAUUGCUGAGUUUAAUAUUUUAAUAUUAUGGUUUUAAAUAUAUUAAGUGCUUCUACAACGUUUUGUUGCACUGUUUAAUUUGAAAUAUUGUUGCAGGGGCUUAAUAUGGAUUGUAAAUUGACAAAACGUGAAUUUUGUUCACAUACCUUUGUUUUGCCGUUUUGAAAGGUGAUCCAAAUGUUUGCUGCUGUGAAACACUGAAAAGACUGAAAAACUGACAGGCUUGUGCUGCAGUUCUAUGGAUGUUUUGCCCUCCAGGUGUUUGAACUGGUCACGUGACUGAAAACCAUGAAUACUCUCCGGAGAUCUUUUAUACUGUGUUCAGCAUUCUUCUAUAUUAAAGUAAAGUAAAGUGUCUCAUCACCUCACAGCUGAGAUUCCAGUGUCUCACCACAAGAUGGCUGUGGGGGGCUAUAGUACCCAAGCUGGUGAGUGUUUGGGCUGCACACUGCACUCUAGAGUCUUCUCCUGUUCCAGAGGUAGUGGCUCCUGCUGCAGAACCUCCAGAGGUCGUGGCAUCUGCUGCAAAGCCUGUAGAGGUGUCUGCAUCCACUGCAGAACCCCCCAAGGCAGUGAUGCCCAACCAUGAACCCACAGAGGCCAUCCAUAAACUCAUUGUCUGUCCGGUCACGCCCACAAACACCGGUUGUGAGCUCUGCCUGUGACGUCAUGGCUCCCCGCUCUGCCUACACAUCCACAGCUCCCUGCUUUGCCUGCACCACGACAUGGCCUAGGACCUCCACUGUCCUGGUCAUGUUACUCAUCUUCCAGUCUCCAGCGAUCAUUUAUACCCUCCUUCAAGUCUUCAACGAUCUUCUAUAUUUUCCUUCCAAGCCUUCAGCGAUCUACUGUAGCCUCCAUCAAGUCUCUAGUGAUUUUUUACACUAGUAUUCAGCGAUUUCCCAUACUCUUCUCGAACGAUCUCUACUACACUCUUCUUCAAAUCUCCAUCUAACUUCUAUACUCUUUUUUUUAGAUCUUCAGUGAUCUUUUAUAUUGUCCUUCAAGUCUCCAGCAAUCUUCUAUACUCAACUUCAAAACUCCAUUGAUAUAUUCAUCUUCAAUGGUCCAGCGAUCUUCUAUAUUCAUCUUCAUAUCUUGAGUGAUCUUCUAUACUCGUCUUCAUGUCUCCAGCGAUCUCCUAUUCUCAUCUUCAAGCUUCCAGCUAUCUUCUAUACUCUCCUUCAAGUCUUCAGAGAUCUUCUAUAUUCUCCAAGUGUCCAGCAAUCUCCAAUACAAAAAGUCUUUAGUGAUCUCCUACACUUUUCUUCUAGUCUCCAGUGAUCUCCUAUACUCGUUUUCAUACCUAAAAAAAGUGUUUUUUCUAAAAUUUCUAAAUCUCCCUUGUAUUCUACAGUCACCCUUUAUUGUAUGCAUUUUAAUUUCAUAAAUUUGACUGCCCAUCCAGUCCUAAUGGGUAAUAGUGAACAAACUACGGAAAUUUUGUGCAUCAAGGACCUGCUAUCGAUAUGCAUAAUAUUUAAAUAGUUUUCGAUGCAGUUUGUGUUUGCAGUUUGUUGCCAAAUUAGCAUUUUUCCCCAUGGAAUUGGGCUGAUUGUAUUAAAACAUUUAGCAUUCUAUCCAUAAUAAAACUGUGUUAGAUGUUAAAAUGUGACAGUAAAAUAUAUUUUAGGAAUGGAAAUGACCCUAUUUUGAGUGUUUUGAUAUUGUAACACCUAGCCAGUAGAGUGAGCUCUCACAAGAGUACUAGCAGUACUCAGCCUUUCUGCUUCUUCUCUCAUCAUAUCCUGUUUAGGGCUUUAUAACCAGAAGCCCUCCACAUGUCUAAUGCAAAGUAUUACCAGUUUACCUGCCUUACUGAGCGCUCCUUCAAUUGAUUCUGACUGUUAUCUCUGUGUAUGACUAUCUGCCUGUUUACAUGUUCCUUGAUUCCUGGAUUUGCCCUUUUGUAUUGUUUGCCUGAUGGGACUGCUUUAGUGUAGCUGACUCUCUGCCUGUCUUCGGAUAUUUGUCUGUUGUCUUGUACCUAUUAAACAACUGCAUAUGGAUUCAAA